Messenger RNA from Symsagittifera roscoffensis, 4037 nucleotides. RefSeq lists its product as uncharacterized. Lineage: Eukaryota; Metazoa; Xenacoelomorpha; Acoela; Convolutidae. The transcript is spliced from 15 exons. Gene Ontology annotation, molecular function: voltage-gated calcium channel activity. Bases 360 to 3995 code for a protein of 1211 amino acids. Gene Ontology annotation, cellular component: voltage-gated calcium channel complex. The record is from RefSeq and is a predicted model, not a curated record.
GACACAUGUUGCCACUAAACUAUCAAAUGGUUGUUGAAAACUACGGAGUCAAAAUCUAUCUUUACUUUUAAAAACAACACUUGAAACAACGUUUGCACAAUCGCUUUUUUCAAAUUUUUAUGUGAUUUCACUCUUGUUUUACAGGACGGGCAAAGUUAUCGGAAAAACUUAAAAUCGAAAACUUUGCAGUCUCCUUUCAUGUUUAAUUAUUUUUUAUUUCCGAAAAGAAAUUGGUUUCCAAAAAAUGAGCUUUUUAUAAAUCAAAAUCUGGAAAUGAAAAUGCGAAACACAACCUUAAGGUGAUUUCUUACAAAAACAGUUUCUUCAUCAUAAAUAAACUGUUGUAAUUUUGUGACACUAUGUCUUUUUUAUUCAUAAUUUUAUCGACAAUUAUUCAGUUUUUAAUAUUUACCCAUCGAAUCUCAAGUUCUGCAGUCGAAGAUAUUUGGGACACCUCGGUAAACUUCUCCGAUGCUCAGACUGUUGUGAACACACUGGCCGGAAAAUUAGAAGAUACUUUUGGGGAUGUUUCUGUGCUCUAUAAGGAGAAAAUGUUCGACGCAGGAUUACUGACGGCGACGAACAUCGAUCAGUUAGUGUCUAAUUUGGAUAUGUCUCAAAUCAGAGACUUGGUGAGAGAGAGGAUGAGACAGUCGGAGGAUGCGGCAAGUAAUGUCAGAUAUGCAGCCGAACUUCUCAACACCCCAUCUAGUGCUCAGACAUACCUAAGAGACGCCGACUGCAAUAUGAUAAAUGAGACAGAAUUGCUGGAUGAGUACACACGCACUCUCUUUGUAAGUAGAGAUGGAGGGGUCCCCUUCGAGGUAGUGGACGAGGACACAGAGCAGAGAUACACGACCUCCAACACAAUCAACACCCAACUGUCACAGGUGGUGACGCCAGUUUAUAUCUAUGACUGCAGUCAGGAGACUAAGAUGGAUAUCCUGUGGACGGAGGCACUGCAAUCCGUGUUUGAGCAGAACAGAGACAGUUUCACAAAAAUAGGCCACCAGUACUUGGGUGCUGCAACAGGAGUGCUCAGACUGUUCCCAGCCACAAAUUUUUCGAUGAAUCUUCCGUACGACCAGAGGAUGCAGCCCUACUACACGCAGAGUGCCACUUUACCCAAACUGGUGGUGAUAGCACUCGAUUCCAGUGGCAGUGUCAAUGGCGACGUCACUAGCCUCAUGCAGAACACACUUGAUACGAUCAUGGAUCUACUUACUGACAGUGACAUGGUGUCGGUGUUCUUCUUCAAGGACGACCACGUGUACCUGUUACCCAUUGCAGAGGAACUCAACCAGCACUGUGGGGAAGGAGGAAGUGAGUCUGCCACUGAUCAGCAGCAGACAUGGUUCGUCCCCGCCACAUACAAAUUCAAACAGGCGUUCAAGAAUGCAGUGUACCGGCACGUCAACUUCAACGCAACUGCCGACUUCUCCAUCUCCUUCGACGAGGCAGGCAAGAUUUUCGACCAGGUGGGGGACAUUGAAUACUGCACUAAACUGGUCAUCCUCAUCUCGGAUGGGGGCAAAGGGGCGGCCACUGAAGCCGGUGGCAGUCUCACUACACUCAUGAAGGCCAAUCCGGACAUGCAUCUGAUCAUCUUCCUGAUAGGACCGGACGUGUUCGAUACCAAGAACGAUGACAUGCCUGUGCUGGCGUGUGCGGCCAACGGCUUCUUCUAUCGGGUGGCUCACGAGGCAUCCAUUCGAUACACGAUCGCACAGAUGCUCAUGUUCCUCUCUCGGCAACUUAGUCUAGGUCAAUUCCGACUGCCCUCAUGGUCGAGUCUACAUAUACAGCCAUGGGUGUCAGACUUUAGUCCAGUGAUCUCAGUCACAUUCCCAGUGUACCGCUCCUUUGGCAACACAGACAAUAACGAGUUCCUGGGAGUGGUAGGGGUCGACUUCGAACCACUCAAGAUCCUAAAAGAUAUUGGGGCAACUUGGUCCCAAGAGAACGGCAACAUUCUCCUCGUGAACAACAAAGGAACGGUCGUUUUCGACCUAACAAUUGGACAAUUAGCAGACAUAUUCACGGCCAACAACGAAGUACUGGAGCUUUCACAGGUGAGCCUGAUUGAGAUGUGCACUGAGCUGGCAGAGAACACUUCUCAAUUCGACACUCUAAAUCAGAACGUGAUUUUGGGCGAUGACGAGGGACAAAGCCUCACAAUUGAUGCGGAUUAUGACAACUUACCAGGUCUGCAAUACUUGCGAGCCAUCGAAGAGGUGCGAUACACAUGGCAGAAGUUAGAAGCGAGUAACAACACUCAGGACUUCAAUCUAGUGCAGAGACUAGUAGUGGGGUCAGGAGGUCAAGAUCGAUGGAGAAUUGACGGCCAGCUGGGAUCUGAGGUCAAUGACACGGAUGUUACUGAGUUUGAGAGGAUUAAAACGAAUGCCAAGAAGAUGUUCGACCUCGACUUUGAUCCCCAGAUCUACAACGAGAGUGUUCACAACUUUCUGGGACUGGCAUUUGCGUCUGAGAUCUACUGUCCUGGAUUGAACGUCGGAACCAAUCGCUUCACAGGAGCUGAAAUGCAAGAAUUCCUCGAUGGAGUCCUAAAACACGCGGACUUCCCGCUGGUCCCAGGCUGCAUGAACAAUCCUCGAUACUGGCAUCUCAUAUAUGAUCUACAUUUUCUUUACGAGUACAUUACAGAGGAAGGAAGCUGGAUCAAAAAUGAGCCUGCACAGGCGACCUUCAUCAAAUUUCAGUCUGGUCUGUUUGCCUACAGAACCCACUUGGAUCACAGUUCUAGUCUGGGUCUCCAGAGUACCUGGGAGACUCUUAGGAACAGCGAGGCAUCAAUCAACACCGCUACUAUCUUUUCUGACCAAACACUGAAAGCACAGCUCCGAGUUGGUUUCAAUUACGGCGACGAGAGAGAUGUGACUGCUGCGUGCUACCGCAGCAGAAACACACACUGGGUCAUCAACCCAUUGACAUACCAAUUCCCAGUUCUGGUGACGCAACCUCUUCUCUCGACGACCAAUGACGCUCAAGCGCCACUUGUUCCUUUUGCAGUAGCCGGUUUUAUAGAGACCCAAGUACUCAUAGAAACCGACCUCAAGAAAUCGUUCCCGGAUUGUUUCCAAGAAAACAACGCUCUUUGGUGCUAUUUUAUAGACGACGGGGGAUUUAUAGUUUUCAACUCUCAAGGCCACAAACUAGUUGAAGACUUGCAAACGAUGUUUCCAGUUGGAAUAAGUCUCUAUUCGAAAGAUCCCUGCCUCAUGAAUCAACUAGUUCGAGACGGCAUUUUCAAACAAUUCCGAACUAGCCAUGAAACAUGUACUUGCGACGUGGAUCAGCUUUUAUUCAGAUCUGAUUCCUCAAGUAUUACUCAUCUAUUUCACGUGGCAAUGUCAGCUUUCGCAAACAUUAUCAACAUGAUGCAGUUGGUGUCUCUAUCAAUGAUUCGAAGUUCAUUUUAUGAUAUCAUCCAAUUGUUGUUUCAUCCGAAAAUCGUCGAAACUCUCGAAUUAGGAUUGAACAACGUCAUUUUAUGUGAACAAACGGUGAUCAAAUAUACUUUCGGCGAAACUGAAGAAAUCAAUGAGAACAUGACUAUUUGCACUUCAACGUGCACAUGCAAUGAGGUAGAACCUUAUUUCGCCAAAAGAAUUGCAAACACUAAUUUAUUACUGGUUAGCGUCCGAAAUAGUUUCGGACGUCUUUGCAAAUCUUGCUCUGUGACUGAAAAACGGAUUUCAGCAAGAGAUGGAACCAAACUAUUCGAAGAAUAUUCGCAGGACUCUCUUUCUGAUAAAGAUAAUCCUGUUUCGGAAUUCAAGGUCAACACUUGCAAUUACUCUCCCCGGGUCCAGCAAAGUCAAACACGGGGCUGUGUUGAAACCUGGAGCCAGGAGCGAUUACUUUUCACUGUGUGUGACUUUUGUACAGCAAAAAUGAUAUCACCAGCUUUCAUUCUGUGCAUGAUUAUAAGCUCUCUUAUAGGUAAAAAAUCGUUUCUAAAUCACGCAUAAACAUGGUGAUGGAUAUUUAUGAUUAGCUGGGGUCUCUGACAA